AAGAGGGAACACCAAUAAAUAUAUAGACUAAAAAAUUUCCGUUUGAAUAUUGUUGAAGAUGGAAAAAGACAUUUUUUAUAUUCUUAACAUAGACUAGUUUUAUAUCUGGGUUCUUAUUACUAUUUUGUACCCGUUUACACCUUCUUCUUUUUUUUCUUUUUCUUUUUUAUAAUAAGAAUAAGCGAUAGGUUAAAUCUGAGUAUUCACUUUACAUAGAAUAAGCGACAGGCCAUGUCACAGCUGUGUUAGGAUGAAAGAAUUAUUUAACAGAGAAGAUUUUUUUUGGGGACCAAUAUUUAACGAAGAAGUUAAGCUUGCAUUAAUUGUUGGAUGAUAAGUUGCAUUCUUCGGGGAAAUUAUUGGAGACGACUGACUUAGUCGUUAAACGUACAAGACUUGAGGUGGUUAGGAAACGACAAAGCUAAGUUAUCGUUGGGUUGAAACUUGAAAUUGAAUUGAUUGGCUGGAAUUCAUACAUAGACGAAAGAGUACAGAGAAGACUUCACUGAUGAUCAAUCUGAAAAUUGAAUCUAGAGGUUAAGAAGGAGAGCAUAGCAUGGCUGAGGCAGUUGUUUCUUUUGUGCUCGAAAUGGUCGGAGACUUCGCCACUCAGGAAGCCAAGUUCUUGUCUGGAGUGAGCCAUCAAGUUGAGGUUGCACAAACUGAGCUACAAUUGAUGCAGGGCUUCCUCAAAGAUGCAGAUGCAAGACAAGGACAAGAUGCAACAGUACAAGUUUGGGUUGCCAAAACUAGAGAUGCUGCUUAUGAUUUGGAAGAUGUUAUUGAAACUUAUGGCUUGAAAGUGGCUUCCAAGAAGAAAAGGGGCAUCAAGAAUAUUCUCAGAAGAUUUGCCUGCAUCUUCAGGGAAGGGGUUGAUGUUCGAAAGAUUGGGUUAGAAAUUGAGAACAUUACUGCCAAAAUUUCUAAUUUGAGGUUAAGUUUGCAAAGUUAUAAUAUUGCAAGGGUACCAACAGAGAUUGGAGGUGAAUCUUUCUCGCAAUUGCAUGAGAGGCAACGACUACUGAGGCGAACUUAUUCUCAUGUUAUUGAACGUGAUGUUGUUGGAUUAGAGUACAACGUUGAAGAAUUGGUUAUGCAUUUAGUAAAAGAUGAAAAUCGUCAUCGAGUGGUAUCUAUUUGGGGGAUGGGUGGUUUAGGGAAGACCACCCUUGCAAGACAGGUUUAUCAUCACAAAAAUGUUAGGCAGCAUUUUGAUAGUUUUGCUUGGGUGUGUGUAUCUCAACGGUGUGAAAUAAGAAAUGUUUGGGAAGGAAUUUUCAUUAAACUCAUUUCUGCUACCAAGGAACAAAGACAAGAUAUUAAGGAAAUGACAUAUGAUGAAAUAGCAAAGAAGCUUUUUUGUGUCAUGCAAGAAAUGAGAUGUUUGGUGAUACUUGAUGACAUUUGGAGUAUCGAGACAUGGAAUUUUUUGAAUGUUGCAUUUCCAAAUGAACAGACACAGAGCACAAUAUUACUUACAACACGUUAUGAAGCAGUCGCUUUGCCCCCAAAUAGAAAUUGUUUCCUCCACAAACUCCAGCCACUAAAUGAGAAUGAGAGUUUGGCACUAUUAGAGAAGAUAGCAAUAUUUGGAAGGCCUGAUAUCGAUUCGGGAAUUUACUCUAAGAUGAGAGAAUUAGGUAGGAAGUUGCUUCGACAUUGUGCAGGAUUGCCACUUGCCAUCAUUGUGCUUGCCGGAGUUCUUUCCACAAAAAACACUAUUAAACAAUGGGAGAUGGUAAACGAGAAUGUAUAUGCAUACAUAAGGAGAGGCAGAGGUCAUGAACAAGAAUAUGAAGGUGCAUUAUGGGUGUUGGCAUUGAGCUAUGAUGACCUACCGUACCACUUAAAACCAUGCUUUUUAUAUUUAGGCCAUUAUCCUGAAGACCGUGAGAUUUCGGUGAGCACAUUAACUAAGUUAUGGAUGGCAGAAGGUCUUAUCUCAUUGAGACAACAAAGACAAAGUCUAGGAGAAACAAUGGAGAAUAUAGCUCACAAUUGCUUAACUGAGUUGGUGGAAAGGUGCGUGGUUCAAGUGGGAAGAAGCGGUUCAACUGGGACAAUUAAAACGUGUCAGAUCCAUGACCUUAUAAGAGACUUGUGUUUGUUAAAGGCAGAAGAGGAAAGUUUUCUCCAGAUUGGCUAUUCUUUGCAGGAAAAUAAGGCAACUAAUCCUGUUACUUCUUCUAUGGUAGCCAAGGCAACACCAGUGGGGAAAAUUCGAAGACUUGCAAUCUACUUGGAUGAGAAUGCUGAUAGGUUGGUUUCAUCAAGAGAUGAAACAAAUGGCCACGUCAGAUCUCUAUUAUACUUUGUCUUAGGAGAAUGGAGGCCAAGAAGUGAAAAAGUAUUACUAUCUCCACUGACGGAUUUCAAAGUGCUAAGAGUUUUGAAGGUUGAAGAUGUUGAUGAAGUAGAAGUAGAGUUGCCAAGUGAAAUUGGAAAUAUGGUCCACUUGAGGUUUCUAAGUGUGAGGGAUAGCAAAAUAAAAAGGUUUCCAUCAUCCCUAGGUAAUUUGAUAUGCUUGCAAACUCUUGAUUUCCGUGUUCGAUAUGUCGAAUUGUUCAUCCCAAAUGUGAUAUGGAAAAUGAAGCAAUUAAGGCAUUUAUAUUUACCAAGGCGUUACACAGCAAGCGGUAACCUGAAGCUAUCUACUCUUGGCCAUUUACAGACCUUAGAUUUUCUUUCAAGUGAGUAUUGUGAUUUGAAUGAUGUUGCUGGAUUAACCAAUCUCCUAAAACUGCAGAUAAGAUUGUCACUUCCCUUGGAAAAUCUGGAGGAAAUUUUGAAAUCUGUAGGCAGCACGCUUAAUCGUAUCCAAUCUCUACUUGUAUACAACGGUUAUUAUUCUGUAAGGAAUACAAGUUAUGAGGAGCAGGGUAAUCAAAUAGUAUCAAGUUGUCGUCAUAUAUACAAACUGAAGCUGGAUGGGCCAACAGCAGAACUACCAAAAGAGCUCCACAGCUAUCCAAACCUCACCAAGUUAGAAUUGUGUAGCUGUAGUCUCAAGGACGACCAAAUGGGAAUACUAGAGAAUCUGCCAAACCUAACAACUCUGCUCCUUAUAAGUGAAGUUUUUGAGGAGAAUACAAAGAUACUGGUUUUCUCCAAAGGAGGCUUUCCUUCCCUUCAAUUUCUUUCCGUUUUUCGUAUGGACGAAAUAACAGAGUGGAGGGUAGAGGAAGGAGCCAUGCCUAGUCUCUGGCGAUUGCGAAUGGGGUUUUGUAGUGGAUUGACGACGCUUCCAGAUGGGCUGACAUAUCUUACUAAUCUCAAGGAAUUAACCAUUUUCGGGAUGCCUAGAGAACUCCAUAGUAGGAUUCAGGAAGAUGGAGAGGAUUUCUGUAAAAUUCAACAUGUACCUUCCGUUGUAAUUGGAGAACCCUACGACCCACCAAUGCAAUGAAAAGGUAAUUUCUUAAUUUCUCUCUCUUUUUUAUUCUUUCUUAUUUUUGUGUCGUUUGAUUCACAUGUCUUAGUGAAAUGGGUUCUAGGUAUCAAAUGUUUAAUGUCGUUCAUUAGUAAAAGAUUUGUGUGGCAGUUGAAGGCCAUGCUGGUGAAGCACAAGCACAGAGGGCACAAUAUUGCCUCCCCUGUUUUGGUCUGUUUUCUUUCUUCAGUUUGAGAGCUCAUAGGUGCGUGAGUUAUGAGUGAGAGGCUUAAUUUAAAAGCCAACUGCUUGAGAUUUUGAAACAAUAUUGAAGGUAUUACUUUUGCUCAUUGGAUGUCUUUCUUGAAGGCUUGUUAACAUACACCUAAGAUCUUUGAAAUGUCAAAUCUUUCCCUUGUCAUGUGAACAACAAUUCCAUAAGCUAUAGGAUUUUCUUUGUAGUUGAUCAUGUAAACAAGUUAUCUAAGGUUCAAGUAUGGCAAAAGUGCUGAAUUUGUGUUAUGGUAGCUGCAGCUGUGACUUGACAUUGAAAAAGUAAGGCCACACUUUGUGUCAUCAUGGAGCUCAGCUGCUGAGCAGAGGGAUAAUACUUCUUACAGGUUGUAGCAUCUUCUGAGUUGAAGAAAAAGACCUUCAAAUUUGGCUGCAUAUAUAAUACUUCUUACAGGUUGUAGCAUCUUCUGCACGUCAUAAGGCCGGCCACCGUGCCAUUCGGACUGCUGCGGAAGAUGGUGAUCAUGAUCAACAUUCAUAUUUUGACGGUGUAAAACUUGACAGGAAUGCCAAUUCUUGCUUUUAUGCAAUUACAAAUUACAAUGUUCUAAUAAUACUUUUUUUACUCCUUAAACCAGUUGAUGUGAGAAAUUUAUCCGAACACAAAAUUACGUAUAUAAACAAAGACGGCACAUUCAUUACAAAACGUUGGAUCUGGAACAUCCUCGCUUAUACACGCACUUUAUCAACAUCAAUAUAUAUUCAUACAUCACAAAGCAAAUU
Molecule: messenger RNA, 4387 nt
Organism: Prunus persica (peach)
Lineage: Eukaryota; Viridiplantae; Streptophyta; Magnoliopsida; Rosales; Rosaceae
Product: putative disease resistance protein At1g50180
Exons: 2
Coding region: 557-3406 (949 amino acids)
Biological process (GO): defense response to other organism
Molecular function (GO): ADP binding
Source: RefSeq, a predicted model, not a curated record